Messenger RNA from Mytilus trossulus (common blue mussel), 2085 nucleotides. RefSeq lists its product as uncharacterized. NCBI's taxonomy places the organism in Eukaryota, Metazoa, Mollusca, Bivalvia, Mytilida, Mytilidae. The record is from RefSeq and is a predicted model, not a curated record. The transcript has 5 exons. Bases 90 to 1730 code for a protein of 546 amino acids. Gene Ontology annotation, molecular function: protein binding.
AAUUGAAUGGUUUCCAAUAGAAAGCACAAUUGGUUUUGUUUCUUAUGUCUACAAAAUAUUUACAAAUAGAAAAUGAAAUAGGAUAAAGAAUGGAUAGAGAAGACAGGAGAAGGUACCUAAUUGUUGGCUCUGUGAUACUAGAAAUUGUUUCUCCACUACUGAGAAAGAAUCUAGAAGACAUCUACACGAGUAAAGGAUUUGGAUGUUUGCAAGAUUUUAUAAACAGUCUUCCUGUCAAGCACAUCCUAUUUCAUUUGCGUCACAAAAAUAGCAAAUGUUGUGUAGACACUGCGAAUUGUGUAAACCAGCAAUCCCUUCCACUUAAUUACAGCCAGUGGAAUCGUAUGUACACUGCAGGAUCAACCAAACACAACUGUCAUUGUAAAUAUACAGCAAAUCUUAUUGCCUUGAAAGAUCUUGACCUCACUCUAUUAAGUUUGAUUUUACUGAACUGCUGCAGCUUGUCAUCAGAUGAAGGAACGUUGAUUUCUGACCUUCGAGAAUUCAAAAACAAUUAUCUCAGCCACAACACAGACGGUGCCAUAUCUGAGACAGAAUACAGCACUCUCUGGACAGACUUGACAUCAUAUGUUUUACAACUGGACCAAAGUAAACAGCAUGACCUUGUUAUUAUACAAAACAGACCACUGGAUGAGUCUCUGUGUCAAUACUAUGUAACAUGUCUUCUAGAUGUUCAUGUUAUACUUGAAAAGAUUGACACAAAAAUAGAUGCAACAUCUGCAGAAAUAAGAACAACUAUUGACAAUGGUAAUACUGAAGUAAUGGGAACUAUUGGCACAAAAACUUCUGAACUACUUGCUACAAUGGGUAUCAACAAUGUUGUGCUUUUGGCUAAAAUAGAGGAGGUGUUACAGAAUAUGAUCUGUCAGAGAUGUCGAAGAAGCAUUGACAAACAAGACAAAAAGGGAAGAGCUUUACAGCCAUACAAUUUAGGACAGCCUAUCUUCACACUGAAUCAUCAGAUAGACCUGACAUCAGUAGUUAAUGACAGGAGAAGAGUAACAGAUAUAGUGCUGAUAGAUGAUGGUAGACUGGUGAUGUGUUUACCUUUACAGAGGAGACUACUGAUCUGUCAUACAGAUGGAUCACAGCUAGACAGUUUACCUGUACAGGGUAAUCCAUUGUGUGUUACAGCAGUCAACAACUCUACAGUAGCUGUUACACUGAUAGGUAGUGAGUGCAUAGAGAUGUAUGACAUAAACAAUAAACUCAAACUUAAAUCAAUAUCACUACCUGGAAUGUGGUUUUUAGGUGGUAUUACAACUAUAAACAACAAGUUAGUUGUAAGUGGUCACAACAGACUACUGAUCAUAGAUCAUCAGACAGGAGAGGUGGUACAGAUAAUAAAGAUUGACUGUUAUCCUGACAGGUUACAUGGUUCUGGUGACAGAUUAUUCUACAGCAAUAACAACUACAACAACAACAACCUGUACUGGUACAGUUAUACUGAUGACACACAUCACACCCUAACAUUACCAUCACAUCCCAGGAAUAUGACUACACUACAAGAUGGUAGUCUGUAUGUGGUGUGUGAUGGAUCAUUACAACAUGUGUCAUUUGAUGGUAAACAGUAUAAAGCUGUAAAGACAGAAGGACUGAAAGAACUGAAGUAUUGGUUGAUAUCAUAUAAUUCAAACCAAAGAAAACUUGUAACACAAGGUGACCAAAAGACAAUAAUCAAAGUCUUUCAUGAAAUAAUAAAACAGUGAAAUAAUCUUCUUUAUAUGCAUAUGUAUAUGUUUAAUUAUACUGGUAAUAUAAUACUUUAGAAGAAAAAAAAAAGAAUAUUUAUAUUCAAUUCAUUAUUCUGUUAUAACAUUUAAUCCACUGCUGAGAUCCUUUUAAUCAAUAUCUAAUUUCUGUAUAAUUUUAUUGUCAUGGUUUGCAAUUUAAAUGAACCAAAAUCAAUUUUUAUUUUACAUGAUUUACAUAAUAAAGUUUCUUGAAAUAAGUUCAGUUUAAAGGGCAUAUCUAAUCCAAGAUUUGGUAUGAUUACCAAUGAGAGAAUUCAUUAACAGCUACCUUGACCAAACACUUUAAUCUGAAGUGGGACAGACAGAUGAA